AUGGUUCAUUCUUUGUGCGAUCCUGCGACAGUUCCGCAAGAUUACUUCGCUGUUGUGAAUGAAUACGCGCAGCAUGGAUUCCGCUUGAUAGCUGUUGCGCGACGUUCUCUCAAUCUGAACUUCAACAAGGCUGUUAAAGUGCCAAGAGAUAAGGCACGUGAUAUUUUCUCUGUUCGAGUUCUGAAACUUGGGGUGGAGUGCAUGCUAGAGCUCUUGGGUGUCGUCGCAAUGGAGAAUCGUAUAAAGCCAGUUACUCUAGGAGUAAUAAAUCAGUUGAACCGCGCCCACAUCAGAACUGUGAUGGUAACCGGUGAUAACCUGCUAACAGCGAUGAGCGUUGCUCGAGAAUGUGGAAUAAUAAGGCCAAACAAACGAGCAUUUCUCAUUGAACAUCGUCCAGGAGAAGUUGAUUCACGUGGAAGAACUAAAAUAGUUAUCAAACAAUCUGUUUCCUCUUCUGGCGAUAUAUUGGAGGAUGAUCCACUUUUCUCGAAGACUGAAGCGGAUGUCGAACUUGGGAAACUCAUUCAGAGCAGCUAUCAUCGAAAGUAUACAUACUUGUAUUCGGGAUUUCUUCAGUGUUCUGUUACGAUUUAUUUUCUAGGACCAACGUUUGCCGUUAUGACUCAUGAGUAUCCCGAUGUUUUGUCCUCGUUGGUUUGUGUAUGCGAUGUAUUUGCUCGAAUGGCUCCUGAUCAGAAACAGCUGCUAGUCAAUGGUCUCCAAGAAGUUGGCUAUACUGUUGCCAUGUGUGGAGACGGUGCCAACGAUUGCGCAGCUCUAAAGGCGGCACAUGCUGGAAUUUCUCUUUCUGAUGCGGAGGCUUCUAUCGCGGCUCCAUUUACUUCAAAAGUAGCGGAUAUACGUUGUGUACCCACAGUUAUUAGUGAGGGACGGGCUGCUUUGGUGACGUCUUUUGGAAUUUUCAAAUACAUGGCUGGAUAUUCGCUGACGCAAUUUGUUACUGUGAUGCUUCUCUAUUACAUCUCAAAUAUCCUCACUGAUGGGCAGUUCAUGUAUAUUGAUAUGUUUCUCAUCACAUUGCUAGCAGUUUUGUUUGGAAAUACGUCAGCUUACGAAAAACUAUGUCCAACUCCUCCUCCGACACGUCUUCUGUCGGUUGCUAGUAUUUGCAGUGUGCUGGGCCAGCUGGCCAUCAUGGGCGGGACGCAGCUGAUCGUUUUCUUACUGACAACCAAGCAACCCUGGUUUGUCCCUUACAAUCCACCGCGGGGUGCUGAAAUUGAGGACAAAAGAAGCAUGCAGGGAACGGCUGUGUUCUACGUAUCCGUAUUCCAGUACAUCACUUUAGUUGUUGUUUAUUCGAAAGGACCUCCUUAUCGGAAUACGCUCUUUAGCAAUCGUCCAUUUUGCGCCUCGAUCGCGUUUGCUACCUUGGUGAGUAAUCCCUUUUUGUCAUUCACGUCGAACGAUUAUUUGCAUACAUAUUUUUGGAGUUCAGGAGGAAUAUAA
This is a messenger RNA of Ostertagia ostertagi, 1473 nucleotides long. The record is from the annotation of a GenBank genome assembly. NCBI's taxonomy places the organism in Eukaryota, Metazoa, Nematoda, Chromadorea, Rhabditida, Trichostrongylidae.